AUGGCAGCUUCCUCUGAGACUCGCAUUCCCAUUGGCCGUGCUCUCCCUGGUUACCAUGUCCACCUUGUAGAUGAUGACAUGCAGCCCGUACCUCUUGGGUGGCCUGGACAGAUUCUCGUCAGCGGUGCUGCAGUUGCCGCUGGAUACUUGAACAACGAGAGUCUCACGCGGGAAAAGUUCAUCAUCAACCGCAGCCCCUCCUCGUUGACAUCUAGAGGUUAUCUGACGGGGGACAUGGCACGAAUGCUUACUGAUGGAUCUCUCGUCUAUAUAGGCCGGAUAGAGUCCGAUUCUCAGAUUAAGCUGCGUGGAAUUCGAAUUGAGCUCAACGACAUUGCAGCAUCGAUUAUAAAGACCUCCGAUGGAGUGGUGGCCAACGCCGCAGUUGUUGUUCGAGAUGCCGAGCAGAACAGCUUCUUAGUUGCCUAUGUUGUCUUCUCGGCUAACAAAGCACCAUCGGAUCCUGCGCAGUAUCUUGAGCAACUUUUGCCCGAACUUCCACUGCCUGUCUAUAUGCGCCCAGCCCAGGGAAUCCCUCUAGACCGUCUACCCAUGAGUGCAAGUGGCAAGCUAGACCGAAAAGCCCUUUCAGCUCUAGAAUUACCAUCAAACCCCAUUCAUACACCUGCGUCCAAGAGCACUGUAGAUUCUCUAAGCCAGACAGAGCACCGGUUGAAAGGGGUCUGGGAUGAGGCGCUCGGCCACACAGGAAUUCCCAUUACGAAGCGAUCCAACUUCUUCGCCACAGGCGGAAACUCGCUGCUCUUGUUGAAGGUCCAGGCCGGUAUUUUACAAGAAUUUGGGCAGCGUAUUGCCCUGACGGAGUUGUUCCGGGCGAGCACGCUGGCUAGUCUUGCGACUACGAUCGAGUCUUCUAUAGGCACUACAGCAGAGGAUAUGACCGAUCAAGUCGCUUCAAGUAGCAGCUCUAUCAAUUGGCUGGUGGAAACCGAUGCUGGGGAUCUUUCUGAGUGGACCAAGCCUCAACAAAUGGCCAUAUUGACACGGAAUACAGCAUCUCUUACGGUCGUGGUCUCGGGCGCCACAGGUUUUCUCGGUCGUGCAAUUGUUAACCAGCUACAAGAAUUGGGUAACGUCAGUCAGAUUCAUUGCGUUGCAGUUAGAAACCUCGAAUCCGAUGCUGCACGACUCCUGGAGCAAUCAACCGACAAAGUGGUUUUGCAUGCCGGCGACCUGUCUUUACCGUUCCUUGGAAUGCUCGAAGAGGAGGCGCGGCUUCUUUUCUCCGAGGCCGACGUGAUAAUUCAUAACGGUGCAGAUGUAUCUUUCAUGAAACCAUAUGAAUCUUUACGAGCGCCCAAUCUAGGCUCGACGAAAGAAUUUGUUCGACUAGUCGCUCCCCGACAGGUCCCUUUCCACUUCGUCUCAACUGCUGGAGUUGGUCUGCUAGCUGGAAAAGAUGUGGUGGAAGAAUGCACAAUCUCGUCCACUGAUGCAGCAAGCAGCCUCUCUCAGGUUGACGGCUACAUCGCAUCCAAGUGGGCCAGCGAGACGUAUCUUGAGAAUGCCACACAUCGUACAGGCUUACCAGUUCAAAUCUACCGCCCAUCCAGCAUUACCGGCGACGGCGCGCCUGCCUUGGAUAUCUUGCAUAACGUGUUACAAUUCUCGCGGCAAAUGCGUGCUGUGCCAGAAAUGACUCGGUGGAGAGGACAUUUGGAUUUGGUGGAUGUCCACCUGGUUGCUCGAGGGCUGGUCCACCGUGCGAUAAUAGCUGAACCCGUGGAGGAAUCACGAAUAACUGUUUUACACCUGUCGGGUGAACAGGUGAUUCCAGUUGAAGAUGCUAAACAAUACCUCGAAAAGGAGACGGGCUAUCGGUUCCGCAUCUUGUCGAUUGAAGGAUGGGUUGUUGAGGCGGAAAGGCUUGGACUGCAUCCAUUGGUUGGCGCAUAUCUAAGGACGAUUGCAUCCAGGGAGGAGCCAAUCUAUUUCCCUAGGUUACAAACCAGUAUGAAGUGGUGA
Molecule: messenger RNA, 1986 nt
Organism: Talaromyces rugulosus
Lineage: Eukaryota; Fungi; Ascomycota; Eurotiomycetes; Eurotiales; Trichocomaceae
Exons: 1
Coding region: 1-1986 (661 amino acids)
Molecular function (GO): phosphopantetheine binding
Source: RefSeq, a predicted model, not a curated record